UCUUGCUUUCCACUUGAUUUUUUGACUCAAAAGAUGGACAGUUUCGUCUAUGCUUUCGAUAUAUGAGUGUCCAGAUCUGUUUAUGUGAUCGUGGAUUGUAUCAUCAUUACAAGAGUGAAUCAUUUAGCAAAUAUUUUAAAAUAAAAAUUAACGCAAAAAUAAUAAAGGAACGUGAAAAAUUUCUCACAACCGGUUGUCCGAAGUUUGAUACAUUACUUCAAGGCGGUAUCACUACUCGCGGGAUUACACAAAUUUAUGGAGCUGCAAGUACAGGAAAAACACAAUUAGCUUUACAAUUAUGCCUGACAGUACAGUUACCUACAACAGAAGGUGGCUUUGCUGCUGUACAUCAAAUAAUUAAUGUAGGUGCAGUAUAUAUUUGUACUGAAUGUACAUUUCCCUCACGAAGAUUACAGGAAUUGAUACAAAAACUGGAAAUUACUAAAAAAUAUGGAAUAAAUGGUGACUCAGUAUUUGUAGAACAUAUAUCAACUAUUGAGGAACUGGAGAUAUGUUUGCUUCAUAGAAUUCCAAUAUUAAUGUCUGUACAAAAGAUAGGAUUAAUAAUUAUAGAUUCAAUUGCUGCUCCAUAUAGAGUAGAAGAUUGGAAAGAUGAAUCUAAUAAAAGAGGAAAAAGUUUGAGAACAAUUGGACAACAGUUACAUAAAUUAUGUAAAAAUGACAUUUGUGUAGUUUGCAUUAAUCAGGUAACAGCAAUUAUGCAUGGUAAUAUAUCUAGUGAUUAUUUGAGUGUACGACCGUCUUUGGGAAUAACUUGGUUAAGUAUGAUAACUAAUUCCAUACAGUUUUACAGAAUAGGUACUAUGAGAUAUGCUUGUGUUAAAUUGUCAUCAAAUUUAUCAGAAACAACUAUUUCAUUUGAAAUACAAGGAUAUGGGGUAAAAGCAAUAGAUUGAAUAAAACAAAUUGAAAUAAAAGUUUAAUGUUUAUUUGAUUGCAAAA
Molecule: messenger RNA, 963 nt
Organism: Bombus huntii
Lineage: Eukaryota; Metazoa; Arthropoda; Insecta; Hymenoptera; Apidae
Product: DNA repair protein XRCC3-like
Exons: 5
Coding region: 63-917 (284 amino acids)
Biological process (GO): t-circle formation; telomere maintenance via recombination; double-strand break repair via synthesis-dependent strand annealing
Cellular component (GO): replication fork; Rad51C-XRCC3 complex
Molecular function (GO): ATP-dependent DNA damage sensor activity; ATP binding; four-way junction DNA binding
Source: RefSeq, a predicted model, not a curated record